Molecule: messenger RNA, 4947 nt
Organism: Mycena citricolor
Lineage: Eukaryota; Fungi; Basidiomycota; Agaricomycetes; Agaricales; Mycenaceae
Source: the annotation of a GenBank genome assembly
CCGAGACUCUGCCGGGGCGAAGGUUUCGAUGAUAUCCCACAGUAACUGUCACGAUGUGACCCAAAAUAUAUCUCUUCUCAUCUCUCCCUAGUCUGUGCGCUGUAUGGACUUUGGGCUUACACCUCAGGCCGUCCUGGGCUUCAAUGCCUGGGCGUCUGACGUCCAGAGCGUUGGGCAUCUUCGGCUUGGUUCGAAUGACCUCAAAGCGGAUCCCACAUUACUGGUUCCUGGCAUCGCCACCUGCUUCUCGGUCCUGCUGUUCGUCAUUCAAGGGCUGGGAUCCAUACCUUUCGUCCACCGCCUCCUUGUCCGUGCUGGGAUCUCGUCGGACGAGCCUGUUGCGGACGCGCCGGGGAUUGGCACUGGGGUCAUUCUGCGGUUCCGGAUUGCGCGUUUGGUCGGAUGCUUCGCACUCCUUGGGCUGUCUAUAUAUGCGGCGGUGGAAGGCAUAGAGGGCGCUUUGGUUGCCGCCGUGGCAUAUGGCUACUGCACGAUCCUCUCAGCGCUCUCUGUCAACCCCCGCCGCUCGCGCAGUGCAGUUGUGGGACAUGUGAACCUCGUCAUCCUCGCUUCGCUCGCAGUCUACGUAUACCGGGACAUUGUUCCGCUUGCGACGUUUACCCUGGUCCCCCGGGACGCGGACUCGCCGAUCCUCUGGGCUACCAUCACCCUCCUCUUCGCCACUGGUGUCGUUAUUCCGCUGUUUACGCCGCGGCAGUACAUCCCCGUCGAUCCUUUGAAUCCACACACGGAACUCAAUCCCGAGGAAACCGCGUCAAUCAUCUCGCAUGCGUUCUUUUUUUUCCUGGACGGGAUCAUCUUCCUGGCCUACCGCCAGGGCAAGCUCGACGAACCGCAGCUCUACGCUCUGCGUGACUCCGAUGCCUCUGAGUAUCUCACCCGCAAGAGCUUCAAAUAUCUCGACAGCUACAUGGGGAAAGCGCGUGGGCAUAUCUUUUUUGGGCUCAUGAGAGUUUUUGGAGCGCGUUUCAUCGUAUUGGGCUGUCUGCUGCUCGUCAGAGUUCUCAUGGCGCUUUCGGGGCCAUACGCUAUGAACCAUCUGCUGCUAUUCAUUGAGAAGGGAGGCCAAGAUGAGCCAGUCAAGCCCUGGGUAUGGAUCCUUCUUAUCUUCCUCGGUCCGGUCGUUGCUUCGGUGGCAAUGCAAACCUACGUUUUCAUCAACACUCGUUCCUUGGUCCAAGCGGAAGCCAUCCUUACUCAGCUUGUUUUCACGCACAGUCUGCGUAUCCGCAUGAAAGCGGAAAUAGAGACCCAACAGGAAUCGGCGCCGACCUCCACCUCCGAAACGCCUCGCACGGUGUCUCGCACGGAGUCCCACGAAGAAGAUGAUGAGAACAAUGUGCCUCCCGCGACGUCGGAGAAUGCUGAAGGGGAGGAUGCCCAGUCGAGCACUGUCCACGGUGGAUCUGCGAGCGUCAAGUCUGGCAAAUCAGCUGCUCCAAGUAAGGCGCCGAGCAAGGCUGACUCGCAUAGUACUGCUGCGACAGCGCCUGCUGCCGACAAGCCCAAGUCUGGCGGAAGUCUUGUGGGCAAGAUCAACAACCUGGUGACCACCGAUCUGGAUAACAUUGUCGACAGCCGAGACUUGCUUAACCUGUUCCUGUCCAUCCCUCUGCAGAUCACGUUGGGAAUCUGGUUCCUCCACUCCUUACUCGGAUGGUCUGUCUGGGUGGGCGUUGCCUCUAUCCUGUUGAUGGUGCCCCUCCCGGGAUACAUGGCGAAAAUGGUCCAGUCGGUUCAGAAGGAACGUCUCAAACGAACUGACGAUCGAGUCACGGGCGUCAGCGAAGCUGUGAACUCUCUCCGGAUGGUCAAACUUUUCGGCUGGGAAGAGCGCAUGAAAGAGCGCAUUGACGAGAAGCGGGUGGACGAACUGGGAUGGAUCCGCAAGAGACGUUUCCUGGAUAUGGCUAGCAACAUUGUCAAUGUCUUGAUUCCCAUCGUGACCAUGGUCGCGACAUAUUCGACUUACACUUUGAUCAUGAAACAGCCGUUGAACGCAUCCAAAGUCUUCUCUAGCAUGACCGUAUUCGACUUGUUGCGGGAUAACAUCGCCCAGAUCACCGGUUGGUUGAACAACCUGAUGAGCGGCAAAGUCUCGCUUGACCGCAUGAACGACUUUUUGAAGAACACAGAGCUCUUGGAUAGCUUUGGUGAGAAGAAGGUUGAAGCGCGCGCUCUGAUCAACACUGGUGGCUCGGAGGAGAUUGGGUUCCGACGCGCGACGUUCUCUUGGCAAUCCGAGUCGGAUGGCUCGCUCACCCGGUCGUCUCGCCAUUUCUCACUCAAGUUCGAUAAUGAGAUUAUCUUCAAGCGAGGGAAGAUCAAUCUGGUCGUUGGCCCUACUGGUUCUGGCAAAACCUCGCUUUUGAUGGCCCUCCUCGGGGAAAUGCACUAUCUCCCGUCGUCGCCUGACUCGUGGUACAACCUACCGCGGAGUGGCGGUGUCGCGUACGCGGCGCAGGAGUCGUGGGUACUCAACGAGACGAUCCGGGACAACAUCGUGUUCAACACGCCGUUCGACGAGGAGCGCUACAGACAGGUCGUGCAUCAGUGUUCACUCGAGCAGGAUCUGGCUCUGUUCCAGGCUGGCGACAAAACGGAGGUUGGCGAGAAGGGCUUGACGCUUUCUGGAGGCCAGAAAGCGCGUUUGACGCUGGCUCGUGCGGUGUACUCUGACGCCAGCAUCCUCCUUCUCGACGAUGUACUUGCUGCUCUCGAUGUCCACACCUCUCAGUGGAUCGUCGAGAAAUGCUUCGCUGGACCGUUAAUCCAAAACCGGACUGUGAUUCUUGUCACCCACAACGUCGCACUUACCCGUCACAUCGCAGACUACGUCUGCACGUUCUCCUCGGACGGCCGCAUCAGCGGCCAGGGCACGGCGUCGGAGAUCCUCACUCGUGGCGGUGCUCUGGAGAGCCAGAUCCGGAAAGAGGAGAAGGCAAUCGCCAAGGCGGAAGAAAACGUGGAUGGGACUGAAGCAGAGACCAAACCUGCGGCGGCAGCGCCAGUCGCUGGCAAGCUCAUCGUUGCCGAGGAAGUGCAGAUGGGACAUGUCAGCUCGGCUUCCCUGUUGAUGUACUUCAAGGCGAUGGGCGGUAAUCACGCUACGGUGUUCUGGAUCGUGUUUACGCUCGGCUUGGUUCUGAACCAGAUCUUCACUGCCGUUCGCACGUGGUGGCUGGGCUACUGGGCGCGCCAAUACGAUGACAGGCCAGCCAGCGAUGUCGAUGUUGUGCUGAAUUUGGGCAUCUUCGUUGUCAUAGUCUUGAUCACGGUUCUGACGAUCUUGGUUGCUUUCUUUGCUCUGGUGUUCGGUCAAGUUCGGGCCUCGCGGGUGAUCCACAAGAAGCUCGUCGAUUCCGUUCUGCGCGCGCCGCUGAGGUGGCUGGAUGUCACACCGACGUCACGUAUCAUCGCGCGUGUGACCAAGGAUGUCCGAGCGAUAGACGACUCGCUGCCCAACUUGUUCAUGCCCCUAGCGAGCAUGGUUAUCUCCAUGAUUGUCAAAUUUGGUGUUGUCGUGCUGUACACUCCUGUGUUCCUUUUCCCUGGGCUGGCGGUCGCGGGUGCGGGUGCGUACCUCGGGCAGAUCUACAUGGCCGGGCAACUCUCCGUGAAGCGGCUCAUGUCCAACGCCCGUGCGCCUGUCCUGGCACACUUUGGUGCUGCUGUUUCUGGUUUGGUGUCGAUUCGUGCGUUUGGGGCCGAGAGCAAGUUCAAGAGCGAGACGCUGAUACGGAUUGAUCGGUACACCCGUGCCGCGCGGAGCUUCUACAACCUGAACCGAUGGAUCUCAGUCCGGGUCGACUUCCUCGGCUCACUGUUCUCGGCGACGCUCGCCGCGUACCUGGUCUACGGCAAGCACACGAAUGCGGGCGACACGGGUUUCCUGAUCAACAUGGCGAUCACGUUCACGCAGAUGCUGCUUUGGGCCGUGCGGAUCUUCAACGACUUUGAGGUUCAGGGCAACAGUCUCGAGCGUAUCCAGGACUACAUCGACAUCGAGCACGAGAAGUCGCCCACGCCUGCGGGAGUGCCGCCGGCGUACUGGCCUGCUAGCGGAGAUCUGAGGGUGGAGAAUCUGAGCGCGCGGUACUCGCUGACUGGUCCGGAUGUGCUGCACAACAUCUCGUUUACGGUCAAGCCCGGAGAGCGGAUCGGCAUCGUCGGCCGAACUGGUUCUGGAAAGAGCUCGCUGACCCUGUCACUGCUCCAAUGUAUCCCGACUGACGGCAAAGUAUACUACGAUGGCAUCGACACGUCCACGCUGAAUCUGGACGCGCUGCGCUCCAGCAUCACCAUCAUCCCCCAAGUGCCCGAGCUUCUAAGCGGGACGGUCCGAUCGAACCUGGAUCCUUUUGGACAGUACGACGAUCUGGAGUUGAACUACGCGUUGCGCGCGGCGGGGCUGUUCGCGCUGCAGGACGAGCUGGACGAGGGAAGGAUUACGCUAGACAGCGCCGUCGCUGUUGGCGGCGGGAACUUGAGUGUUGGCCAGCGGCAGAUCUUCGCGCUCGCCCGGGCCAUCGUGCGGAAAAGCAAGGUGCUAAUCUUGGAUGAAGCGACGUCCGCGAUUGACUACAAGACGGACGCGAUCAUCCAGAACUCGUUGCGGCAGGAGCUGCACAACGAUGUGUCGCUGAUUACCGUGGCGCAUCGGCUGCAGACUAUCAUGGAUGCGGACAAAAUCAUGGUGCUCGACGCGGGCAACAUCGCUGAGUUUGACAGCCCGAAGGAGCUGCUGAAGAUCCCAGAUGGGAAGCUGCGGGCCCUGGUUGAGGAGUCGGGGGAGCGUGACGCGUUGUACGCGAUGGCGGGCGCGGACAUUUAAUCAGCAAAGUAGAGUAAGUAGUAUGUAGUUAGUCAGUGUUAGUAGUAGUUAGCAACACAUCUAUUCGUAAUUAGCACCGACUCAAAUUCGCU